CUCUCUCUCUCUCUCUCUCUCUCCAACUAGCACCCACUCCAACUAGCACUCACGUCCGACUCUCUACCUAAUCAUGUCAAGACCCUCAGUGCGCGAAACCAUCGCCGCUGCUAGAGCGCGAUUGGCUCAGGAACAGGCAAAAACUAAAACAAUCCGCGGCGGUGGAGACGAUGAGCGACAGGCCUUUGUCAGCUCUGGCGUCCCAGGCGUCAGGAAGACCGCCCCUCCCCCAAGGCGCCAGACAGACGUCGAGAUCCUUGGACACACCCAAAAGUCUAUCAAGAGCCUUAUCGCCAAUGCCAAAGGGAGCGGCAUAAUGAACAUCUCCAGCCGCGAACUGACUGCGGUCCCUCUGGAGAUCUGGAACAUGUACCAUGUCGAUCCAGACAAGGUUGUCGUCGACUUCAACUCGAGCAGCAGCGCAUGGUACGAUGCUGCCGAUCUCACGCGUUUCAUUGCAGCUGACAACAAAAUCACGUUCAUCGAUUCCAGGAUUCAGGAAUUCGGCACCCUGGUCGCUGUGGACCUGCGAAGCAACGAACUGACAACACUCCCCGAGGAAUUUGGAGAGCUGAAGCGCUUGGUCAAUCUCAACCUCUCGUCCAACAAGUUUGCAGAGAUCCCCCCUGUCGUUUUCACUCUUGUGGCCUUGCUCGACCUGCAGCUCGCCAACAAUCAGCUCUCUGGACCAUUGAAUCCAGCCAUCGGCAGUCUUUCCAAGCUUGAGUCCCUCGAGCUCUCCGGCAACAACCUAACCGCACUUCCACAGGAGCUAUCGCAAUUGAAGGCUAUGCGCAAGCUGAACCUGUCCAAGAACAAGAUCGAGGAACUACCCGUCAGCAUUCUUGCGCAAAUGCCGAAGUUGACAGAACUGGAGAUCUCGGACAACAAACUCGAAUGCCUUUUCAGUGGUCUCGCCCAGUGGAGCUUGGAGGGAGAGGAAGCGUUUGUUCUGCCGUCUCUUGUCAGACUGGAUGCCAGAACCACAGGAAUUCAGAGAAUCACUGACUUGGAAAGCGGCACAGAUGGCUUGUCCAAGCCCAAGAUCCAGCUCCCAGCGGUCAAGGAGCUGAUGCUAUCCCACAACAACUUGAGCAGCCUUGAGAAUAUUUUAUUCGCCACCCCUCAGCUUUAUUAUCUGGAUUUGCGCCACAACAGAUUCUCGACCAUUCCGACAGGCGUACUGGAGCUCUCGAAUCUGCGCAACCUUGAUAUGGCUAGCAACGGAAUGGAACAUAUGCCGUCAGAGCUUGGAAACAUGUUCGACCUCACUACAUUUGUCUGGGAAGGCAAUCCUAUUCGGAACUUGCCUCGGACUGUCACCAGCACUGAGGCUCUUAUGAAAUUGCUGCGACGUCGUCAGGAGACCGAUGUUCCAUCGCCAGUUGAUAUUUCCCGUGUAGAGGCGCUCAGCAUCUCCGCAGGUGCAGAGAGCUCUAUCCCCUCAUCAUCCGCGGCACCAAUGUUUCCUACUCAUAAUGGCCCCGUUGCCGGCCGUUCAGCCUCUUUCUCAGCUCGUACAACGCCAGAGGCUGAUGCUUCAUCUAAGAAGCCUUCCAGUGCAGUCAAUAACCUGAAUCUCGCCAAGAAAGGCCUUAAGGAGGUCUCGAAGGAAGAGAUUCUGGAGGCGUGCUUGAACCCGCAAAGUGCUAUCCUCGAUUCGAACGCGCUGGUGGCCUUCCCCGUGGCACUGCAUGAGGCCGUUGGAGCAACUCUCAUCCAGAUCAGCAUCCAACGCAACAAGAUUCCAGAGUUCCCAUUCACGCUGUCCUUCCCGUUCCUGGCGUCGAUUAAUUUGUCGGAGAACGCUAUUACUACCCUGGAUACAAUUAGUGCGGAGGCCGCAGAGGAUGUCGGACUCAACAAUUAUCCAAAUCUCAAUGAGCUCAACUUGACAGGCAAUCGACUAACAGAGCUCCCGGUCUGGCUGCCCAAGGCAUUCCCGAGGCUGAAGACCUUGAACGCGAGUCGGAACAAGAUCACUGCGAUUGAACCCAAGUCACUGGAGGGCUUGAUUGUUGUCGAUCUCUCGGGCAAUGAGAUCGGAUCCCUUCCUCCGCUCCUGGGCAACAUUAGGAGCAUCAAGUCAAUAAUGCUCGAUGGAAAUCUGUUCAGAGUGCCACGACGACAGAUCAUGGAUCAGGGAACGGAAGCCGUCAUGGAGUAUCUCCGCGGGCGAAUUCCUGUAUAAUGCAACAUGCUGCUGAAAUGAUAGCUAAUUACCGACAGGCCAUUGCUUAACAUAUAUCGCUGAAAUAAAGGAGCACAGCGCCACACCCCUCCACGAGUUUGAUCCGGCCAUGGAUGAUUCGAUGGGGCUCAACAGAUUGUUGGUGUGCUCAUUGGACUACAUGC
This is a messenger RNA of Gamsiella multidivaricata, 2355 nucleotides long. RefSeq lists its product as uncharacterized. Lineage: Eukaryota; Fungi; Mortierellomycota; Mortierellomycetes; Mortierellales; Mortierellaceae. The record is from RefSeq and is a predicted model, not a curated record. Gene Ontology annotation, molecular function: protein binding. Bases 74 to 2191 code for a protein of 705 amino acids. The transcript is spliced from 4 exons.